Molecule: messenger RNA, 1338 nt
Organism: Ctenocephalides felis (cat flea)
Lineage: Eukaryota; Metazoa; Arthropoda; Insecta; Siphonaptera; Pulicidae
Gene: Alg10
Product: putative Dol-P-Glc:Glc(2)Man(9)GlcNAc(2)-PP-Dol alpha-1,2-glucosyltransferase
Biological process (GO): dolichol-linked oligosaccharide biosynthetic process; protein N-linked glycosylation
Cellular component (GO): endoplasmic reticulum
Molecular function (GO): dolichyl pyrophosphate Glc2Man9GlcNAc2 alpha-1,2-glucosyltransferase activity
Source: RefSeq, a predicted model, not a curated record
UUUAUAUUUAAUAUUAUUGACAAAUCAUCUCAUUUAGUUAUUGAUGAAAUUUUUCAUAUACCCCAAGGACAAUUAUAUUGUAAUGGAAACUUUUCUACGUGGGAUUCUAAAAUCACUACGUUACCUGGUUUAUAUUUAAUAUCAUAUAUUUUAGGACCAUUUGGAUUAUGUUCAAAAUAUUAUCUUCGUUCUAUAAAUCUUUUAGCAUCAGGAAUUAAUCUUUAUCUGCUGAUUAUUUUGGCACAUAAAAUUAAUCAUGAACCAUAUGAUUACAAACGCAUUUCAAGAAGAACUAUAAUGACUGCUGUGAAUAUUGCAAUUUUACCACCUUUAUAUUUUUUUUCACAUUUGUAUUAUACAGAUACUUUAUCAGUGACAUUUGUGUUAAUGAUGUUUAUUUGCAAAUUAUAUAAUAAUCAUUUUAUGGCUUCAAUUGCUGGUGCUUUUGCAAUUUUAAUUCGCCAAACAAAUAUUGUUUGGGUUGGGCUCUGUUUUGGUCAAUUAUGCUUGGAAACUUUGCAUAAUGAACUUGAUAAAAUAUAUAAAAAGAGACGCAGUACACCACCAGCUCCAGUAAAAUGUUAUAAAAUUGAAGAAAUAGCGUUGCUUAAGAAUCUUCUACAUAUUAUAAAAUCAGGAAAGCUUAAAGAUUUAUUAAUGGUAUUGGUUCCCCAAAUUUUCUCCACUGCAUUUCUGCCUUAUUUUUUACUUAUAAUUGCUUUUGCAAUUUUUAUUAUUUGGAAUGGUUCAAUAGUUGUUGGUGAUAAAAAUGCACAUCAAGCUAAAUUGCAUAUUCCACAGAUAUUUUAUUUUUCAUUGUUCUAUGGAAUAUUUUCUAUAACUCAUGUGUUAUAUAAUUUCAUAGAUACUCUAAGAUCUUAUAAAAAUUUUGUGGCAACUAUUUUAAUUUUAACCGUUUUUAUUAUCAUUAUAUAUUCUAAUACUAUUGUACAUCCAUAUUUAUUGGCUGAUAAUAGACAUUAUACUUUUUAUUUUUGGAAUAGGCUACUGAGUAAAGAUUUAAUUCGGUAUUUUUUUGCCUUGAUAUAUUUAUUUGCUUUAAAAUCAGUAUUGGAUAAUUUAAAAAAUAGUAAAUUAUGUUUUAAUCUUAUAUUUUUUGUGACUACUUUUGCUGCCUUGUCUUUUCAAAUGAUGAUAGAAGUGCGAUAUUUUUUUAUCCCUUUUAUUAUUUUGAAACUAAAGUUACAAAACAUUGAAAAGUUAUUAUAUGUGGAAUUUUUGUUAUAUGUUGUUAUUAAUGCAGUUACUAUAAAUGUAUUUAUGACAAAAGAUAUAUAUUGGAGAGAUUUUAAUUAUGUUCAAAGAUUGAUAUGGUAA